UCUUCCAACAAGGAUCCUUAUUUCCUUCAAGUUACACAGGAUGAAACCACUCAAUUUAAUGGCAUUGCUGCAAUGGCAGAAUCCUUUGGAUGGAAGAAUUUGAUCAUUAUUUGUGAGAACACUGGUAAUGGGAGGGAUAUGGCUACAUUUAUGGCCAAUGCCUUCCGAGAGAAGAACAUAUCUAUAACGUAUAGGAGCCUACUUCCAACCUCUGCUAGCUAUGAACUUGUCCAGGAAGAGCUUCAUAAGCUUUCGACUAUGCGAACAAAAGUAUUUGUGUUGCAUACUUCACCUUCUCUUGCAACCAACCUUUUGCUGAAUGCAAAAUAUCUAGGAAUGAUGGGUGACGGAUACAAAUGGAUCAUCACCAGCAAGACUAUGGACUUCUUGAAUCUCUUGGAUGGUGAAGUCAUCGAGUCUAUGCAAGGGGCAGUGGGUUUUAAAUCAUAUAUUCCACAAUCAAGGGAACUUCGUAAAUUCACUUGGAAAUGGAGAAAGGAAUAUGAUGGUAGGAGCCCAUUGAUGGAGGUCAAGGACAUAAAUGCUUAUGCUAUUUGGGCACAUGAUGCAGUUUCAGCAUUAGCAAUGUCUGUUGAGAGCAUGGAAGCUGUUAAAUCGAAAUAUUUGGAAACGAGUGGCUCCAGCCAAAAGGGUACAACACUUCUGAAUCAGAUGUUAAGAAUAUCAUUUCAAGGUUUAGGUGGUGUUUUCCAAUUUAGGAAUGGGAGGAUUACUGCACAAGUCCUAGAAAUAGUAAAUGUGAUAGGUAAAGGGGAACGUAGGGUUGGGUUUUGGACAACAGAUGCUGCUUUCACCAAAAAGAUUGGUAAGUCGAAUUCCUUUUCCAAGGAUGGCCUGAAAGCCAUCAUCUGGCCAGGAGGUAUUACAUCACAUAGCAAGCAACUGGGUAGCAAAAACCUCAGAAUUGUCGUUCCAGCGCAUUCUAGAUCAAAGGGAAUUUUUCAAGUGAAUUAUGAUGCUCAAACUAAUUCGACAGUCGUUUCAGGGUUUUGCGCAGAAGUGUUCCAAGUUGCCUUCGCUGCAUUAGGUCAGGAUGUAGCCUUACAUUACAUUCCAAUUAGGAAUAAUUCUAAAAUUGGAGAAAUAGAUUACAACGAUCUUAUAGAUCUAGUCCAUUCUGGGGAAUUUGAUGCUGCCAUUGGAGAUAUAACAAUCACAGCUAACAGAUCUCGAUAUGUUGACUUCACAUUGCCAUACACCGAUCUUGGCUUUGCGACACUAUCACGAGACGCCGAUGCAAGCRWAUGGAUCUUUAUGGAACCACUUAGUUCAAAUCUUUGGCUUGCGUCUGCUUGCUUUUUUAUUUUACUGGCACUUGUGAUAUGGAUUCUUGAACAUCGGACAAAUCAAGAAUUUCAAGGUUCACGAGGACAACAAGUCGGAACAACCAUUUGGUUUGCCUUUUYGACUCUUGUUUAUGCUCAUAUGCUGGUGCUCACUUCAAGCUACACUGCAACAUUGAGUUCGUUGUUAACCGUCGAACAAAUUCAGUUAGCAUCGAAGAGAAAUUCGAUUGGAUACUCGCCUUCCUUUUUCGUUAACAGAGGAUAUAAUAAGAACUCAAUUCAGGGCACCAGAUUGAAGUUGUAUUCCACAUUAGAGGCAUAUGCCGAUGCUUUGUCACGUGGGAGUAAGAAAGGCGGUAUUGAUGCAAUUGUCGAUGAAAUUCCUUACAUUAAGGAAUUCCUUGCACAAUACCCRUCUGGUUACUCCAUGACCGUUUCUGAAGCUACCACUAAUGGUUUUGGCUUCGUAUUUGCACGAGGUUCAUCCUGGGYCCCUGAGAUCUCGAGACAGAUUGCCAGACUACGAGAAGAUGGGACUUUAAACAAGUUGGAGAAUAAGUGGUUUAACCAACAACCGGUGGAUUCUACGCCUACAACUAAAAUUCUAAACCUUAAAGACUUGCRUGRUCUAUUWGUGAUCAGUGGGGUGUCRAUGGCAGCUGCCCUUUUCCUGUUCGUGCUUUAUUUGGUUCACGAGAAACUACAUUUCAACUCCACGAAGCUGGCCGGAGGAAAGCUAGCGUUGAUCAAAAGGUUUCUCGUGCCGAAAAACUGGUAAUGCUGUUGAAAGAA
Messenger RNA from Cynara cardunculus var. scolymus (artichoke), 2099 nucleotides. RefSeq names its product glutamate receptor 1.2-like. Gene Ontology annotation, molecular function: signaling receptor activity; ligand-gated monoatomic ion channel activity. The coding region runs from base 73 to 2085 and encodes 670 amino acids. Gene Ontology annotation, cellular component: plasma membrane. NCBI's taxonomy places the organism in Eukaryota, Viridiplantae, Streptophyta, Magnoliopsida, Asterales, Asteraceae. The transcript has 4 exons. The record is from RefSeq and is a predicted model, not a curated record.